GACACUGACAGUCAUGAGCUCUCAAGGAACAGCACGACAAUUGUUUUCUUGUAGUUAUGUUUGCUUCAUCGCUCGUCAGGAUCGCAGAUUAACACCGCAACCGCAGCCCCGCUCGCAUGCACUUGCACGUUCCCUCGACAGGUCUAGGAAAUCAUUGUCCUUGCAAAAUGCGGAUGUUGUAAUACGUGAACUGUCUUCGACGCGCGCAUCGUUGAGUCGAGCACGUCGUGGAUAUGCAGAGAUGUGCUCAGGAAGGCAUUCCAUCACGUCUGGACAUGAUCUUCAGGGUAAGACGGUCGUUAUUGUCGGACUUGGGAACUCAGGUCGGUCGGCUGCACGGCUCGCCUUCGUGCGGGGAGCUACCGUUAUAGGCGUCGACCAUAAUUGUAGUUGCAAACAACUAAACGUCGUUGAAGAUAUUGAGAGAUAUUUGAAUUUUGGAAGAAAUGACUUUGCCAAGACUGCUGAAGUUGACAGGUGCUUGUCUGUCGGUAGUUUCCUGCGUACAGAGCUGGGCGACUUCAAGGAAGCCACAUUUCAAAUUGCGGAUAUCAUAGUGCUCUCCCCUGGAGUGCCGCUGACACAGCCACAAGUGGCAGCAGCUUUAUGUCAAACGAAACAAGGUUCAAAAUGCACCGUAAUUUCUGAACUUGCCUUUGCCUCGCAGUGUCUUCCAAAAAUGCUGCCCAUAGUUGCGAUCUCUGGAACCAACGGAAAGUCAACGGUUUGUUCGUUCACAGCACAGCUGUUGGCGUCGUGUGACUGCCGCACAUUCAUGGGUGGUAAUAUUGGAAAACCACUUAGUGACUGUGCUUUGGAAUUCAUCUUAGCCGAGCAUAUUUGUGGCCAUCUUGCUGAUCUCGGCCAUCAUUGGCCUUAUGACGCUGCCGUCGUCGAAUGCAGCAGCUAUCAGCUCGACCACCCGGGCACGUUGCGCUUUGAUGCUGCCUGUAUUCUCAACCUUACGCCCGAUCACUUAGAGAGACACAAAUCCAUGGCGAACUAUGCAACAGCAAAGACACAGAUAUUUGCUGGCCUGAGGGGUACUCACACACUAGCAGUGCUUCCCAAGAGAGAAAGUGCAAGAGGGCGUCAUCAGAGCUAUCAGGUAGAAAGUGACUCUACGACAGACCAUAUAGUAGACUUGGAUUACGAUGGAGCGACCUUGUUAGAAAAAUGUCGAGAAGCAGUUAUUAAGACACUUAUGCGCCGAGUUUCCGAAACACCGAACGAGAGAGUUGCGUGUAUUGGAGGUAGAUUGGCUCACAUAGGUAGUUUACCAGGUGUGAAAGUUGACCUGAAUACAAAGAUUGCUAUAGUGCACUUGCCGUCUAACAGAAGUUCUUCUAGACAGAAUUCACCUAGUUAUGUAGAUCUUUCUGCGGUAUCUUCUCUGGGGACUCACAACAUCCUGAAUGCAAGCAUUGCACUACUCAUGGCUCACUCGUUGAGCCCAAAGGAUUUCACAGUUGCACGGCUCAAAGUAGGACUUGAUAGGCUAAAGCUUCUGCCUCAUCGUAUGCAACUUGUGGCACAGACAGGGAAUCCUUCCUUCAGGGGUAUCCAUUGGGUGAACGAUAGCAAAGCAACGAAUAUAGAGGCCGCAAUAGUAGGGCUACAAAGUUAUGGACGACGCGCCCUUGCAAAAACUGGAACUGCUUCCAACGAACUUGGUUUUGCUGCACUUGUCCCUGCACUGCUGAAACAUCAAGGCGUAAUAACUUUUGGAGAAUCAGGAUCAUUAAUAGCUAAUGAACUUCGAGAAGCUGGCAUCAACCCGAAGGCAGAGGUCAGUCAACUGAGUGACGCUGUUACCCUGGCUCGAGCAGUUGUCAGGCGAGGUGGAGCCGUGAUACUUAGCCCGGCCUGUGCGAGUUUUGAUGAGUUUGACAGUUUCGCACAGCGCGGAGAAGUCUUCACACAUCUCGUUCUUAGAGGCAACACUUCGAAAGCAUAAAUAGGUGUAGAGCAGUAUGCAUGCAUUUUAUUACAGGUCAUGCAUGCUAGGUUGAAAUAUUUCCUCUUGAUUCUGUCCUUUCCAGCUGUUCAAGGCAGAAGAUCGAGUGACUAUAAAGGACUUUCCAGGAAUUAACUUGAGACUCUCGCUGGAUCAUUCUGAUGCCAGGAAUCUUACGGCGUAACUCCCUAACGAUAACGUCUGAGAGACAGUUGCUGGUUGCGCUUCCAGGUUCCUCGCUUGGAGGGGCGCGACUUGUUGUAGUUGUGUCCCUAAAUGAGGACAAAAGUUCAUAUUUUCAUUUUCGUAAGAAACGAAAGAAUGGUGUGAGAGAAAAAAUGCUCUGUUUAUUGUUUACCUUUCCUUGAAGUCCUCGGUACUUCCGACCAGCUGAUGUCAGACCACGCAACUCACGGUGUUUCUCAAGAAAGGGACUCGAAUACAAAGAUUUGAAAGGUGUGACGCGAUAUUCAGUUUGCACAAGACAGGCACUCGGAUUUUUCGCGUUGUGGUAUCCUUACAUGGACGGGGGCGCAUAUCCAGUUGAUGCGGGGAUCACCUCGAAUGACUUUGUGCAUUGGAUCGACCAUGAUUACUUCAUAGUACUUAUACACAGAAUCCUGAGAAAAAAUAUU
Messenger RNA from Micromonas pusilla CCMP1545, 2592 nucleotides. RefSeq lists its product as uncharacterized. Gene Ontology annotation, biological process: regulation of cell shape; cell division; biosynthetic process. Bases 14 to 1957 code for a protein of 647 amino acids. Gene Ontology annotation, cellular component: cytoplasm. Lineage: Eukaryota; Viridiplantae; Chlorophyta; Mamiellophyceae; Mamiellales; Mamiellaceae. Gene Ontology annotation, molecular function: UDP-N-acetylmuramoylalanine-D-glutamate ligase activity; ATP binding. The transcript has 3 exons. The record is from RefSeq and is a predicted model, not a curated record.